CAAUGAGGCGCGGGUAUGUUGGCCAGGCGGCGGAAGAGGAGAGGCGCUCUUCUCAGCGGCGGCCCGGUGCGAGUGGGGGGCGCGGCGGGGAGAGGCGUCCCUAGCGCCCGCCCCGCCGGCAUGGGGGGCAGCGAGAGCAGCCACGGCGGCAGGAAGGUCUCCUUCGGGCUGGAUGAGCGGGAGCAAGUCCGGGUGCUGCAGGGCAUCAGGCUCUCUGAAGAUGUAGUGAACCGAAUGAAAGAAUCUCCUCAAAGUAAAAGGGACAACCAGAGAUCAUCCUGUUCAUGCAAUGGCACAGCUCCACCUUCACCAGCUGCAGAAGGGAAACCGAAAUCUCCUACAGGAAUCCAGUCACCAAUGGCAAGUGACUCUGGUCAGAAGUCUUCUGCUGCAGAGCAGGAACUGUACAGGAGGUAUGAGCGAGAACAGGCACUGGUCCAAGAGGAGUUGCUCCGGCUGGCCAAAAGAGAAAGGGAAGCAGCCAGUGAGGCCUUGAAUACUGCCCUUCAGCGGGAAAGGAACAACACUAAUGAAGAGAGGCAAAGAGCGGCCCAGCUGCCUGCGGAUUUGGACGCCUGGGCUGUGGAGCUGCAAGGCAGGGAGGCAGAGCUGAAGCGGCAAGAGGCCUUCUAUAAAGAGCAGUUGGCUCGCAUUGAGAAGAAGAAUGCAGAGAUCUACAAGCUGACAUCUGAGCAGUACCAGGAGGCAGCCACCAAGGCAGAGGAGUGGAUAAAGAGGAGGAACACUGAUCCUGUCUGUGCAAGCCUGCAGUCUGAAAUUCUGAAGUGCUACCAAGAAAACAAACGUGAAGUGCUCAAAUGCUCGGAGCUGGCUAAGGAAUAUCAGCGCUGUGUUAGUGCAGCUCAGAAGGAGCUGUUAGUUAAUUCUGGAUAAACAUCAGCCACCAAAGAGCAGAGGACAGGGACCACAGAUGCCCUUGGAAGCCCCAGCAUCCUUCUGGAUAGACACUGACCAAAACUGGUGCCUUCUGCCCUUCGCGGUCCAAGACAAUGACAUGAUUCCUCUUCUAAUUGCCUGCAUGUAACAGUCUCAGUGGAUGUUCCCAGAGUUGGGAGGAGGGUCCCGGGAGAGGGGGACGCUAUCGUUUCCUUUUUUAUUGUAUUGCAAUGUAAAGAAUCAUGUUGACCCCAGGAGCCUCCAGCACAGCUUGUAGCUUGGAGUCUUGCCCAACACGAGGCUGGUUCACCCUGUGCUAGCUUUGGUUUCACCAAUCCACAUCUGAGUUUCAAGAGCUGUUAUCUUUGUCCGUUUGUUCUGGAGAAAGGGGUCCGAAGUGUUUGGAAGUAACCCUGAUUAGCUUGUUAGGAUUUACUGUUCCUAGCAUGCUCCCAUUGGUUACACCAGCAGGCGCGUUUCUUCCCUUCCAAGGUUCCCUCCUAAACAAUAAAGUGUUUAAUGGUCA
Messenger RNA from Aquila chrysaetos chrysaetos, 1423 nucleotides. RefSeq names its product coiled-coil-helix-coiled-coil-helix domain containing 6 (gene CHCHD6). The transcript is spliced from 9 exons. NCBI's taxonomy places the organism in Eukaryota, Metazoa, Chordata, Aves, Accipitriformes, Accipitridae. Gene Ontology annotation, cellular component: MICOS complex; mitochondrion. Bases 16 to 894 code for a protein of 292 amino acids. The record is from RefSeq and is a predicted model, not a curated record. Gene Ontology annotation, biological process: cristae formation; DNA damage response.